CCUCAAAACCCAACUCCCAUCAUUAUCACCAAACCAACACAAACUAACACCACCUUCAAACUCACUCACUCUCUCUCUCUCUCACCCAAAUCAUUUCCCUCUCUUCUCCACUACUUCUGCUUACCAAAACAACCUCACCAAAACACUUCUAAGUUGUUCAACCUCUUUCUCUCUCCUCCUCCCUUUUUCAUCCCCCCUUCUUCUCCCGCUCCAUGAAUUCAGAUGUGAGCUAAACCCAAAAAAACACACACACAUACCCACAUACUUCCUAAAAAUGGAAACAACUUCCAAACUCUUCUUCACAAUCAUUCCCAUUUUCUCUCUCCUACUAAACCCAAUUCUUUCCUUAAACUCUGAUGGUUCUUUCCUCCUUGCACUCAAAUACUCCAUUCUUAGUGACCCUUUAUCUGUCCUUAACUCAUGGGACUAUUUAGACCUAAACCCUUGUUCAUGGAACGGCGUCGUUUGCAGUCAAGAUCUACGUGUCAUCACUUUAUCACUCCCUAACUCUCAGUUACUAGGUUCUAUUCCACCUGACCUCGGCUUAAUCGAACAUCUUCAACACCUCGACUUAUCCAAUAAUUUCUUCAACGGUACUUUACCAGUCACUCUUUUUAAUUCUUCACAACUUCAAGUUCUUUCUCUCUCCUCUAAUGUUAUUUCCGGGGACAUUCCUGUCUUUUCACACUCUUCCUUAACUUUCCUUAACCUCUCUGAUAACGCCUUUGGUGGGACCCUCUUUCAGAAUUUCACCUCUGCUUUUUUUAACUUGACGGUUUUAUCCCUUAAAGGGAAUUAUAUUUCCGGAAAUGUCCCUUCUGGUUUUCCACCUUCUCUUGAAGUUCUUGAUCUUUCUUCCAAUCUUUUUAACGGCUCUUUACCGUUUGAUCUUGGUGUGGGGCCUACUUUAAGGUAUUUGAAUCUUUCUUAUAAUAAAAUCUCCGGUGUUAUUCCGCCGGAGUUCGCCGGCGGUGUACCGGAGAAUUCCACCAUUGAUAUAUCGUUUAAUAACUUGACGGGUGAAGUCCCAGGUUCGACACCUUUCAUGCGCCAAAACCCGGAGUUUUUCUCCGGGAAUCAGGAGUUAUGUGGGAAGCCAUUGAAGAAUUUGUGUGUGAUUCCUUCAACACUUUCAACUCCACCUAAUGUAUCUGCUUCGAUUUCGCCUGCUAUUGCUGUGAUUCCAAAGUCUGUGGAUUCGAAUUCAGGUGCAAAAGCUCCGGGUGAUCAUAAUAACAAUAACAAUGGUUUAAAACCCGCCGCUAUUGUUGGAAUUACAUUAGCUGACUUAGCUGGAGUUGGAAUAUUAGGGGUUGUUUUCUUUUAUCUUUAUCAACUUAGAAAAAAGAAUGUUCAACAACGACAGCAACAAAGUCCAAAAAAAGAUAUUAUUCUUCCAGGGAAAAAUGUACCAAACUUAAGCAAUGAUCAUUUCUUGGUGCAUAUUGAUAAUAAUAAUACAACAACUACCACUGUAGUUCCAAACAACAAGAUGCACAAAAAAUGUUUCACUUAUUGUGUCAGAGGACAAGAGAGUGAAGAAGGGGCAACGUCAGAUAAUAGGACAAGUUCUGAUAGUGAAAGUGGUGGUACUGAUGAUGAUAAUUAUGAUCAAAAGAAGGGACAGAAUAAUAAUGGAGAGAAAUCGAACGAUGUUAGCAGUGGUGGUGGUGGUGGUAGUGGUGGUGGAUCAUUGGUGAUGGUUGAUGGGGAGACGGAACUCGAAGCCGAGACGCUGUUGAAGGCGUCGGCAUAUAUAUUGGGAGCAACAGGGUCGAGUAUAGUGUACAAGGCUGUUAUACAAGAUGGGAGUACAUUUGCUGUGAGGAGGUUAGGAGAGAUUGCAGUUGAAAGGUUGAGAGAUUUUGAAGGACAUAUUAAGGCUAUUGCUAAAGUUAGGCAUCCAAAUUUGGUUCGUGUUCGUGGAUUUUACUGGUCUUCGGAUGAGAAACUUGUCAUCUAUGAUUAUAUCUCUAAUGGUAGCCUUGCUACUUCUGCUUACAAAAAGAGCGGUUCAACACCAUACCAUUUACCUCUAGAAGCUCGGUUAAGGAUUGCAAGAGGAGUUGCCAGAGGAUUAAGCCAUAUUCAUGAAAAGAGAUAUGUACAUGCUAAUAUUAAACCAAGCAACAUACUAUUAACACAAGACAUGGAUCCUAUAAUUAGUGAUCUUGGGCUCAGCUGCCUAGUUUAUGGCAACAAUAAUAGUUGCAAAGGAAGUGGCUCGGCCCGUCAAUUCGGAAGUAAAAGGUCCAUGGGCUCAUACGACGGUACCCAAGAUCUUUCGGUUAGUGGAAGCCCGUAUAUUAACCCGUUUGGAAGUACUACCGGUGUUGGGUCGCCUUACCAGGCCCCCGAAUCCUUGAAGAAUCUCAAGGCCAACCCAAAAUGGGAUGUAUACUCCUUUGGGAUAGUGUUGCUAGAACUUCUAACUGGAAAAGUUUACUUGGACAGGGAAUUGGGCCAAUGGACCCCAAGUUCUGGGCUUGAGGAUAGAUAUUGGGUUUUAAGGAUAGCUGAUGUUGCACUUAGGGCUGAAAUACAGGGCAAAGAAGAAGCUAUGAUGGCUAUAUUUAAGUUAGGGUUUAGUUGUGCAUCAUUGGUACCCCAAAAGAGACCAUCAAUGAAAGAAGCUCUCCAAGUCCUUGAGAAGGUCUCAUUAUCAUUUGUUCACUGAUGUAUUUUCUUAGACUUAAAAUUUAUAUUUAAUUCCUUAUCCUUUUCCCUAUUAUUUUUUUCCCUAUAUACAUGGAUUUCCAUCUUUUUUUUGAUCUUAAUGUCUUUUCACAGAAAUGUGAGAAGGGAUGUGUGGAUAGUUGAUGUAAGAGUGUUGUAAGUUCUUUUAGCUAAAUUAUGAUUAUUCAUAGAAUUGACUGUUUGUACUGUGAGGAAGUUAAUGAAAUUUGUUAAGUUGGAUGGUUUAA
Beta vulgaris subsp. vulgaris (sugar beet) is the source of this 2924-nucleotide messenger RNA. Its product is annotated as probable LRR receptor-like serine/threonine-protein kinase At4g37250. The coding region runs from base 275 to 2677 and encodes 800 amino acids. Gene Ontology annotation, molecular function: ATP binding; protein kinase activity; protein binding. NCBI's taxonomy places the organism in Eukaryota, Viridiplantae, Streptophyta, Magnoliopsida, Caryophyllales, Amaranthaceae. Gene Ontology annotation, biological process: protein phosphorylation. The record is from RefSeq and is a predicted model, not a curated record. The transcript has 2 exons.